Messenger RNA from Scutellospora calospora, 1581 nucleotides. The record is from the annotation of a GenBank genome assembly. Lineage: Eukaryota; Fungi; Glomeromycota; Glomeromycetes; Diversisporales; Gigasporaceae.
AUGUCUGAAAAUAUUGUCGUUGAAUCACUUCGAGGGCUUUGUUUAACAUAUCCAUCCUUAAGGUUAAUUGAGAAAGAAAAAAGUAAGCUUAAUAAGAAUGCUUAUAUUGGAAUGAUCAAUUCUUUAAAGAAUAAAGUCGUUUAUAAUGGAAUUAAUAAUAAUUCUUUAACAGUCGUCUAUAGAGCUGACAUUGAUGAAAUUAGAGAAAAACAAGUUACCAUUAUUUCUGGAGGUGGAGCUGGUCACGAACCUGCACAUGCUGCAUAUGUUGGACCUCAAAUGCUUUCAGCCGCUGUCUCUGGAAAUAUCUUUGCUUCUCCCUCCGUAACCGCAAUUUUAGCCGCGAUUCGUAGGGUUCAAUCACCACAUGGUACAUUAUUGAUUAUAAAAAAUUACACUGGCGACUGUUUAAACUUUGGUUUGGCAGCUGAACGAGCAAAAAACGAAGGUAUAAAGGUUGAUACGAUCAUUGUGGAAGAUGACGUUAGUAUUGGUAGAAACAGUGUUGGUCGACGAGGUUUAGCAGGAACAAUUUUGGUGCAUAAGGUUGCGGGAGCUGUGGCUGCAUCAGGUGGAACUCUUGAAGAAACAAAAUCAGCGGCUAGUUUAGUUGCUGAAAAUAUUGGUACAAUUGGUGUCGCUUUUGACCAUUGUAAAAUUCCUGGUUCAUCACAGGGUCCUACAUUACCCAAAGACAUAAUUGAGUUAGGAAUGGGUAUUCACGGUGAGCCAGGUUUUCAAAAAAUUCCACUUCCACCUUCUCGUGAUCUUGUUCACAAAAUGUUAGAUAUAAUAAUAAAUACAGAAGAUCCUGAAAGAUCUUACUUAGAUAUUCAUCCUGGAGAAAAUUCAAUUGUUUUACUUGUUAAUAAUCUCGGUGGUCUUUCUACAAAACAAAAGCAAUUCCAUAUUGCAAGGAUAUAUACGGGAACAUUUAUGACAUCAUUCAACAUGCCAGGUUUCUCAUUGACUAUUCUCAAGUUAUCAAAAGAUCAAGAUAUAAUACAAAUGUUGGAUCAGCAUGUGGAAGCUCCAGGUUGGAUUAACCGAGUGUAUCUCGAUUGUUCUAGCUUGGACACUAAAUUAGACGAAAAUAUAUCCAUUUCAAGUAUAAACAAAUCUGAUAAUAAAUAUCCCCAGUCUAUUCUAUGUGAUCCUCAACUUUUUGAAUCAACUCUGAAGUCUGUAUGUAAUGCGAUUAUUCAGGCUGAGCCUGAUAUUACUCAAUAUGAUAAAGCUGUUGGAGAUGGCGACUGCGGAACUACAAAUGCAUUAACAACGCUUGAAAAUUAUACUCCUGCUAGAAUUGGUGACCGUACAAUGAUGGAUGUAUUAAUUCCAUCUAUCAACACUUUUUCAAACAGUUUGAAUUCUGAAGAUAACGUCUUAAAAGCUUUAAAAUCAGCAGUAGAUUUAGCUAAAAACAGUGCGGAAUCUACCAAAUUUUUAAAGCCAAACUUUGGCAGAUCAACUUAUAUUUCCUAUGAUGAUAUCAAAAAUGCUGGUGUUCCUGAUCCUGGUGCUUGGGUUGUAUAUCAAAUUUUUAAAAGUGUUUACGAUAAUCUACAACUUAAAUUAUAA